Erpetoichthys calabaricus (reedfish) is the source of this 1605-nucleotide messenger RNA. RefSeq names its product membrane-spanning 4-domains subfamily A member 4A-like. The record is from RefSeq and is a predicted model, not a curated record. Lineage: Eukaryota; Metazoa; Chordata; Cladistia; Polypteriformes; Polypteridae. Gene Ontology annotation, cellular component: membrane. The transcript has 7 exons. Bases 190 to 900 code for a protein of 236 amino acids.
CGAGCUAGUCCUGAGCCUCCACAUUGGAGUAGGAGGGGAUCCAAAGUUCGCUUCCGUCCGAUAACAGGGUGUACGUUUCUCUACACACUGUACAUCUUAUUUGUUUUGUUAUCGUCAGAGGGUUUAAAGACACAAACGUCUAAAUAAAUCAUCAGUUUCAUCCACCAGAGAUUUUAAUACUUAGAGAAGAUGUCUCAGGUCGCUACAAGUGAUCUGGUUGUUGUCACCCAAGUUUAUCCACAAAAAGCAGUGCCUGCCUCACAGUCCACACAACCUUCUCAUAAAGUAGAUGACCCUGUCCAGAAAUUUCUUAGAGGGCAACCACGACCAGUUGGGACAGUUCAGAUUUUGAUCGGAAUACUAAGCAUUUCCUGUGGCAUCAUUAAACUUCAAACUAUAGACACUCUGAUUUCAUUAACAAAAACCCCAUUAUGGGCAGGUGUAUUGUAUAUUGUUUCUGGAUCUCUGUGCAUUGCUACUGACAGAAAUCCCAAAAUGCCCUUGGUAAAGGUGACAUUGAUUAUGAAUUUGGUGAGUGCCAUCACAUCAUUUGGUGUAAUGAUCUUGUAUUGUGUGGAUAUGGCUUUGCUUAAUAUGGAACAAUACUGCCUGGUGAAUGAAAAUUCAUCAGAGUCGCAGUCAGCUCAAGAAUGUAUGUGGAUGUCGAGGACAUUGAAGAGCAGUGAACAGGGAAUAAGUGGUACGCUGCUCUUUUUUGCAACUCUGGAGUUAUGUUUGGCCAUUUCCAUGUCUGUCUUUGGAUUUAAAACCAUUUACUACAAUGAAUCAAAGUAUCAUAUGAUCUCCCAUCAAGCCUGUGAAGACAUUCAAGAUCCACAUGCUAGCAUUAUUAAUUAUUCACAGGAUGACAUGACUGAUUGUUCUCCAUCCACAACAUAACUGUUGUAUAUAGGGCAUCUGAUUGAGCAGUUCUAUAAUCCAGUAAAUACUGUAACGUAUAGAGCCAUAUAAAAAUAACCACAAUCCAAGAUUUGCAAUUAAAAUAUUAUAACCACUAUACAUACAAUUGUAGCCUUUAUGUAGCUUUUUUCUUUUUCAUUUGUUGUUAAAAGUGUUUGUGAAGACAUUACACAUGGACGUUUUUGCCUCUAGCAUUGCCCAUUCAAUGCCAGCUUGAAUGACCUUUUCAGAGUUUCACAUGAAGACAAGCUUGGUUUUGGGUUGAAGUUUACAAAAAUGGGAGUAUGUUGUUUUUGAGAUUCCCUUGGAGUUUCUCAACACAACUGUAAGAAUGGCUUUGCAGAGUAAAAAUAUAUUCUGGCCUGAGUUGCCUGUGGACAAGGGGCCAUUAGUUAAAAAUCUCUGAUUCUGAGUCUCACUCCAAUCACUCACUCAAAAAAAAUGAAAUGAGACUCCAAUUUGAUGUUGAUACACAAAAAAUAUUUCUUUUCUAGCAGCCAUUUAAUAGCAACUGCAAUCAAAACUUGUUAAAAUAGACAAUAUAUAAUAGAAAGCAGAAAUUGUUUAAUGUUUAAUUGAAAAUGUUUAAGCACUGCUUUUGUAUUGAAAAUAAAAAAUGUGUCCUGUUGUCUGGUGGCUUUUUUCCCCAUUGUGUAAAUAAAAGAUCUAUAUGGAAAUGUGAAA